ACAAACCGACAUGUCGGCGAUUGUGUACAUUCUCUUCAUAUUACUGGGUCAUAUUUUAGGUUGUGAAGCUGGUGACUUUUGUUACCAGUACCUGACCUACUCCUUCAGCUAUGGCCUGGAAUAUUUCUCCUACUACGGCUACUGUGAUGACGGCUGUUGUGGUUCUACAGUAACCCGAACAUGUUGCCAAAAUAAGAGCAAUACGGGGAUGAUCGUUGGUAUCGUCGUCGGUAUUUUCCUGUUUUUCCUUUGUCUCGCCAUCAUUGUCGUUUGUAUUUACAAAAAUUCCAAACCACUUAGUUUCCAAGACAAUGACAUUGAAGAUUCCCAUUCGCAGUGCAACAGUGAGAUAGACUUGGGUCCGAUGUACGGCGAGGACGGCGACCAACCGUUCCACAUCCCUCCAAAUCAGACGGAAUCUGGCCCACCUUAUGGCGUGACGGGAUACGACAAUCUGGCCAUAACGGUGGAGGCCUCCAUGUCCCCGCCUCCUGCUUACACUGACGCAGAGAAAUACUAGCGUUAGUGGCGAAACCACAACAGUUUCAUAAAGACUUCUUUGUUUCAUCAAGUAAAAAAACAAGGGAAUUCGCUAUGAUGACUUUGAAUGGAAUGAAAGUAUUUAUUUCGCGACAGUGAACAUCCCUUCCCUCUGAUUAUUCGAUAACUAUUGCCCCGGAAGACCACAUAUCUCGUAAGCAUGUAUUUCAGAAGUACCACUGUUAGUUGACAUCGUUAAACUCUCUACCGCUGCACCAAAUACUGUGGAUGAUAUUUUUUCAACUUUCAUGAUUUAUAGGAGCGUAAACUAGCCUGGUGGAAACUACAAAGCAGGAAACUUGUGUCCCUUCCGUUUUUUAUCCUCCCAGUUCAAGAACAUUUCAACUUUCUAGUCUAGACCGUCACACUAAACAACAAUGCCAUCCUAUGCCUUGUCCUGAUGCUGACAGUUCUAGUCUAGACCGUCACACUAAACAACAAUGCCAUCCUCUGCCUUGUCCUGAUGCUGACAGUACUAGUCUAAACCGUCACACUAAACAACAAUGCCAUCCUAUGCCUUGUCCUGAUGCUGACAGUUCUAGUCUGGACCGUCACACUAAACAACAAUGCCAUCCUCUGCCUUGUCCUGAUGCUGACAGUUCUAGUCUAGACCGUCACACCAAACAACAAUGCUAUCCUCUGUCUUGUCCUGAUGCUGACAGUUCUAGUCUAGACCGUCACACUAAACAGCAAUGCCAUCCUCUGUCUUCACCUGUAACCAUUCUCGUGCACAACCUUAGAUUCUGUGCUUAAGUCCAAUUUCUUGUUUCAGUUUACAUUUUGUCAAUUAAUUUGUUGAGGUUUUGAUAGACGUGGGGCCAAAUACCAUUUUCAGUUUUUACAAAAAUGUUUUUGCAUAUGAUUACAGCGAGCUACAAUAAAGUUGUUUUGAGCACAGAGUCCAUGCUUGAGCAUGAGAUCGGUUUUAUGGAUAGGGACCCACCUGAUAUAUCUGGGACGACAUAGACACAUAAUGGAAUCCAUCACGCCUGUGUAAUAUAGACAGAAAUCUCAACUCGAUGGUAAAAGCUUUUUAGUACGAGGGUUGAGAUUUCCUUGUCAGCGGGUAAGAAAUAGAGGAUCAUCAGUCUUCAGUAAUUACAUUACGCGCGAUGUUUGUGACACCGCUUCAAAACACCCAUGGUGCCUGCUAAAAGUAUAGCUUUAUAUAUCAGUUUUCAGAACCGGAUCUCAUAUUAUACAUCACGUUUGUUCAAUAUCAUUCAUCUAAUGGCAAUUAUCGAUAGUAUAACACAACAUGAAGAAUUCUGUUUCACCAUAAUAACCUCGAAAACGUCACAAUAACUCGUGUAGCGCGUACCAUCUACAAGGUAAGACAUUUCGAAGGCAUUCAGACGCUUACUCAGCAGGACAGGAGGAUAUUGUCAAAUAUUUGAGAUAAAUAAAGUUAUAUUU
Mizuhopecten yessoensis (Yesso scallop) is the source of this 1956-nucleotide messenger RNA. RefSeq lists its product as uncharacterized. The record is from RefSeq and is a predicted model, not a curated record. NCBI's taxonomy places the organism in Eukaryota, Metazoa, Mollusca, Bivalvia, Pectinida, Pectinidae. The transcript is spliced from 4 exons. Bases 11 to 520 code for a protein of 169 amino acids.